Molecule: messenger RNA, 715 nt
Organism: Aquila chrysaetos chrysaetos
Lineage: Eukaryota; Metazoa; Chordata; Aves; Accipitriformes; Accipitridae
Exons: 2
Coding region: 113-715 (200 amino acids)
Source: RefSeq, a predicted model, not a curated record
UCUGAUUUGCCGCAGUCUGUGGAUUAACUACAUGACGCUUUCAGAGGCUCAAAAAGCCUUUGAAGGUGUUUGCGAUGUCACUGCUUAGAUAUCCAACAGCAGUGAAGAACAGAUGAUGGUUUCUGCCGAAAUAAACAAACGCUUUGCCGGGGUGCCGCACACCAGCCCCUCUCGGCAUCAGUACUUACGUGAACUCCUCCGCUUCCCCGCCAGCCUAAGCGAGCUCAAGGUCAAUUCACGCUGUGCCGGAGAUCAGCUCACCCGGACUGUACCCAGCCUGGCCCUCAGCUUUACCGAGCGCCAUUGUGGGAAGGGCAAAACCAAGGAGCCGCCUGAGCCGAAGAGAGGGUGGGAGACGGAGCGGCUCUGGGGUAACCUGGCGGCCAUGCAGACAGAAAUCGGGCCACCCGUGAGGCAGCUCCCCGGCUGCCGGGUGAGGUUUACCCGCGCUAGCCGGCCGGCUGCCUGCGCCCCUGCCCCUGCCCCUCCGCUGGGCCGCUCCCGACCACCUCGCCUGCUCUCUGCCCGGGCCUACGCUCUCCUUCCCCCGACUCCAUCGAGGCUGCGCAGCCGAGUCCCUGCCGGUGGCUGUUUCCUGGUCUCAGUACCUAACGCCAGCAGAACGCCUUCCGCGCCCUGGACUGGUGCAAUUUCUUCUUCUGAGUUCAAACCAGAGGCUCCUGUCCUAUCAGCUUCUCCUAAUUCACUUUCCUAA